AUGGAGUUGCUGAAAGAUUAUGAUUGCAUCAUCGAUUAUUAUCCCGAGAAAGCCAACGUAGUAGCAGAUGCUCUUAGUCGGAAGACUUUUACCGCUUUGCCUAGUUUAGACGCUCGAAUUGUGCUCAAGAAAAAUGGUACAUUGAUGGAUGAGUUAAUGUUGAAGGCAUUAUUGUUAGAACGGAUUAAGGAAUUACAAAAGAAAGAUGAUAAGUGUUUAACUUGGUUCAAACAAGGAGAGAAAGGUGGACUCAAGGACUUCGAGGUCUUCGAUGGCCUUCCGCUGAAGGUGUGCGCCUCUCAAAGCGACGCCGGCAGAGUUGUGAGAGUGCCUAUUAAUAAAAAAAACGUAGUCGUAUUACUGAUAAGAAUGGGAACUGAAAACCCUGGUCGUCCAAAUUUUCCCAUGAGACCUUCCUUUACCCCUUUUGCUUCCGCUCCUCCAACUGUGGGACCUUUUUCACCAUCUGGUCCUGCAACAGGAUCAGAAAGCAACAAUUUUAGACCUGUGCCACCUGGUGCACCCCCGACUAUGUCGCCUUUCUCAGCACGAUUUCCAACACCACCGUUUCCUUCAACUACACAAGCACCCCCUAAUCGUGCACCACCUGUAGGAAAGCCACCAUUUCAACCUCCUGCAAGUCAAGUAUCAGUGCCACCACCUUCUUUUCGACCACAGACACAAGUACUGCCUGUGCCAAUGGGAUCUCUGCCACAAAAUACAAAAUUUCCUCCAUCCAGUUUGAAUGUUCCUCAACCUCCAACUGAUUCAUCGUUAUCAGGGCCUAGACCUAAUUUCCAGCCACCUUUUCCUGGAUAUCUAAGCAAUCAGCGUGUAGUUUCACAAGCACCGUCACCUUUUCCUGCCCAACAGGGAAGUUUUAUGCCUCUACCUGCAUCGCCUUCUCCCUUUCCUAGUCAGCAAGGAAGUCAUGGUCUUCCUCCACCAGUAGCAGCUAACUUGGGCUACCAAUCAAGGGACCAAAUGCAACAUCCAGGCUCUGCACCUCCUACUGGCGGCGUCCAAAGAUUGACAUAA
Molecule: messenger RNA, 1038 nt
Organism: Hibiscus syriacus
Lineage: Eukaryota; Viridiplantae; Streptophyta; Magnoliopsida; Malvales; Malvaceae
Product: protein transport protein Sec24-like At3g07100
Exons: 4
Coding region: 1-1038 (345 amino acids)
Source: RefSeq, a predicted model, not a curated record